Messenger RNA from Effrenium voratum, 1383 nucleotides. The record is from the annotation of a GenBank genome assembly. NCBI's taxonomy places the organism in Eukaryota, Dinophyceae, Suessiales, Symbiodiniaceae.
AUGGGCUGCGGCCGCGGCGCCUUGCAAAGCUCCCGGGCGGAGAGCCCUCAGAGCCGUCAGGGCGAAGCGCUGAGUCUGCAGAGCGUGAGGCUCACGGACAAGAAGCCCAGCUCGCCCUCGAAGCAGAGCAAGACAGCGGCGCUGAGCGGCCGUCUCCGGAAAGGCGAAGCGGCCCGACCAAGCCAAGAGUGGACUGCUGGCGGGGUGAUGCGCGGCGACCGGAUGCUGGCAAAGACCCAGGCAGGCUCGGCGGCACCCACCCAGUCGCCUGCAGGCAAGGCCCGCGCCAGCCCUUCCGGCCCUUCCGGCCCUUCCGGGCCGUCUGGGCGCCCCAGCGCUAGAGGAGCCACCCCCACAGGCGCUGCCAAGCGCACCUCCUCAGCCCCGACGCCGGCACGGCGGGAGUCGGAGGCCAAACCCAAGGCGCGGAGUUCGGCCAAGGGCAAGGGCAAGGGCUCGAAACCCGUCCUCGACCUGGACGACCACGAGAAGGCCUUGCUGAGCGAAGUGCUCGAGACAUCUCCCGGCGUGGCUUGGGACUCUAUCGCGGGAUUGGAGGAUGUCAAGCGCCUCUUCUGGGAGAUCGUGGUUGCGCCAAUCAAGAACCCCUUGUUGUUCUCCGGGGUUCGAAGUGCCUCGGCCCGGGAGGCGACGUGCCGCCCGCCCAGGGGAGUGCUGCUGUUUGGGCCGCCGGGCAACGGCAAGACCAUGCUGGCCAAGGCUGUGGCGAGUGAGUGCAAGGCCACCUUCUUCAGCAUCUCCGCCUCCUCACUGGUGUCCAAGUGGGUGGGCGACUCGGAGAAGCACAUGCGCGCACUCUUCAGCCUGGCACGGAAGCUCCAGCCCUCGGUAAUCUUCAUGGAUGAGGUGGACUCGAUGCUUACCAGCCGCUCCUCUGGCGAGCACGACGCCGCUCGGCGCCUGAAGACGGAGUUCUUGGUGCAGUUGGACGGCGCAUCCACUGGCACGGAGCGGGUGCUGGUGCUGGGGGCCACCAACCGCCCCUCGGAGUUGGACGACGCCGUGCUGCGGCGCCUGCCGCGGAGGAUUCUGAUCCCGCUGCCUGAGGCGCCCACCCGGGGCCUGCUGGUGAGCAAGGAGCUUCGGGAUGCCCGGCACUCCCUGAGCGAGGCGGACUUUGGGAGGUUGGCCGGCCUCACGGAGGGCUACUCCUGCUCGGACUUGGCGGCCCUGACCCGGGAGGCAGCCAUGGGCCCCGUGCGCGGCCUGCGCCCGGAGGACCUCAUCUCGGCCACGCCGGACAAGGUGCGGGCCAUCACCCUGACGGACUUCCGGGAGGCCCUGUCUAAGGUGAAGCCAAGCCUUUCCAAGGAUGCGCUGGCGGAGUUUCACAAGUGGAACCGCGCACACGGCAGCAGCUGA